Messenger RNA from Vavraia culicis subsp. floridensis, 213 nucleotides. RefSeq lists its product as uncharacterized. Lineage: Eukaryota; Fungi; Microsporidia; Pleistophoridae. The record is from RefSeq and is a predicted model, not a curated record. Gene Ontology annotation, molecular function: structural constituent of ribosome. The transcript has a single exon. Gene Ontology annotation, biological process: cytoplasmic translation. The coding region runs from base 1 to 195 and encodes 64 amino acids. Gene Ontology annotation, cellular component: cytosolic large ribosomal subunit; ribosome.
AUGCCGAAGAGGAAGAAUACGAGCCAUCACAACCAGAACAGAAAGGAUCACCGCAACGGUAUCAAACAACCAGACAGGAACAGCCUCAGUACCAAUGGAACAGAUGACAAGAUCCUCAGAAAUGCAAUUUAUUCGAAAAAGUACAACCAGAUAGGAAGGGAGAAGUACAGUGAGUUAUAUGGUGAGCAAAAAUAAAGUUUUAUUACGGUGAUA